AUGACCUCCCAACCCACCACUGCAACCUCAACACUAGUUGUCCUGACAUCCUCACCACUCAAUGCAACAUCACCACGAGCCAACUGGACCGCCACACCAUUUACUGCAACCUCAUCACCAGUGACCAUCACCUCCCAAACCCCCACUGCAAUCUCAACACCAGUUUUUGUGACAUCCUCACCACUCAAUGCAACAUUACCAGUAGCCCCUUUCAAUGCAACCUCACAACCCUUUUCCACAGCACCCUCAUCUGUCAGUACGAUGUUACCUCCUAUCAAUUUCACCUCUUCAUCCCCCUAUGUAACCUCACCUACAGUCAACAUCACCUUCCAAACCUCCAUUGCAACCUUAACUCCAGUUGUCAUGACGUCAAUACAACUGCAACAUACAACAUCAGUUGUAGUAACUUCCCCCAUCUUCAAUGACACCUCACGACCCAUUGUCCUGACAUCUUCACCUGUCAAUGCAACUUCACCACCAGCCAAAAUUACCCCCCCGCCAUAUACUGCAACCUCACCCCCAGUUGUCACAACCACUUUACUCAUCAGGUCAACUUUACCACCGCUUACAAUGACCCUCCCAACACUUAAUGGAACCUCACCAUCAAUCACCAUGACAUCCCCAGCAUUUACUGCAACCUCACCCCCAGUUGUCACAACCACUUUACCCAUCAGGUCAACUUUACCACCGCUUACAAUGACCCUCCCAACACUUAAUGGAACCUCACCAUCAAUCACCAUGACAUCCCCAGCAUUUACUGCAACCUCACCCCCAGUUGUCACAACCACUUUACCCAUCAGGUCAACUUUACCACCGCUUACAAUGACCCUCCCAACACUUAAUGGAACCUCACCAUCAAUCCCCAUGACAUCCCCAGCAUUUACUGCAACCUCACAACCAAUCACCAUCACCUCCCAAACCCCCAGUGCAAGCUCAGCACCAGUUGUCCUGACAUCCUCACCACUCAAGACAACCUCACAUCCAUUCAACAUGACUUCCCCACCAUUUACUGCAACCUCACCACCAGUCACCAUGACCUCCCAAACCCCCACUGCAACCUUAAAACCAGUUGUCCUGACAUCCUUACCACUCAGUGCAACUUCACAGCUAGCCUUCUUGACCUCACCAGCAUUUACUGCAACAUCAUCACCAGUUACCUCCCCAGCAUUUACUUCAACCUCACCAUCUGUCACCUCUCCAGCAUUUACUGCAACCUCACCAUCUGUCACUGUGAGCUCCCCACCAUUUACUGCAACCUCACCACCAGUGACAAUAACUUCCCAAAACCCUACAACAACCUCACCACCAGUCACCAUCAUCUCCCAAACCCCCACCACAACCUCAACAACAGUUGUCCGAACAUCCUCACCACGAGAUGCAUUAUCACCACUCACUAACUUGACCUCUACCCCCAAUGCAUCCUCACUACCCUUUUCCGCAACACCCUCAUCUUCCAGGACCAUCUUACCUCCUUUCAAUUUGACCUCCUCAGCCCCAUAUAUAACCUCACCACCAGUCACAAUGACCUCCCAAACCCCAACUGCAACCUCAACACCAGUUGUCCUGGCAUCCUCACCACUCAGUACAACAUCAACACUAGCCAACUUGACCUCUCCGCAAUUUACUGCAACCUCACCACCAGUGACAAUGACCUCCCAAACCCCCAGUGCAACCUCAGCAACAGUUGUCCUGACAUCCUCACCACUCAAGGCAACCUCACAUCCAUUCAGUAUGACUUCCCCACCAUUUACUACAACCUCACCGCCAGUCACCAUGACCUCCCAAACCCUCACUGUAACCUCAGCACCAGUUCUCCUGACAUCCUCACCACUCAACGUAACAUCACAUUCAGCUAACAUGACCUCCCCAGCAUUUACUUCAACCUCACCACCAGUCACCUCCCCCCCAUUUGCUGCAACCUCACCAUCUGUAACCGUGACCUCCCCACCAUUUGCUGCAACCUCACCACCAGUGACCAUGACCUCCCAAACCCCCACUGUAACCUCAACACCAGUUCCCCUGAAAUCCUCAGCACUAAAUCCAACCUCAUUUCCAGCCAAUAUGACCUCUCCGCCAAUUACUGCAACCUCACCAUCUGUCACCUACCCACAAUUUACUGCAACCUCACCACCAGUGACCAUGACCUCCCAAACCCCCAGUGCAACCUUAGCACCAGUUGUCCUGACAUCCUCACCACUCAUUGCAACCUCACAUCCAUUCAACGUGACUUCCCCACCAUUUACUGCAACCUCACCACCAGUCACCAUGGCCUCCCAAACCCCCACUGUAACCUCAACACCAGCGCUCCUGACAUCCUCAACACUCAAUGAAACAUCACAUUCAGCUAACAUGACCUCCUCAGCAUAUACUGAAACCUCACCACCAGUAACCUCCCCACCAUUUACUGCAACCUCACCAUCUAUCACAUCCCCACCAUUUACAGUAACAUCACCAUUACCCAAUCUGACCUCUACACCAUUUACUGCAACCUCACCAUCAGUCACCAUGAUCUCCCCACCAUUUUCUGCAACCUCACCGUCAGUCACCAUGACCUCACCACCAGUCACCGUCACCUCACAAACCCCGGCGUCAACCUCAACACCAGUUGUCCUGACAUCCUCACUACUCAAUGCAACCUCAUAUCCAUCCAACAUGACAUCCCUAGCAUUUAAUGCAACCUCACCACCAGUCACCAUCAUCUCCCAAACCCCCACUACAACCUCAAAACCAGUUGUCCUGACAUCCUCACCACUAAAUGCAACAUCACACCAAGCCAACUUGACCUCCCUACCAUUUACUACAACCUCACCAUCAUUCACCAUGACCUCCCCACAAUUUACUGUAACCUCACCACCAGUCACCAUGACCUCCCCACCAUUUACUGCAACCUCAACAUCAGUCACCAUGACCUCCCCACCAUUAACUACAACCUCACCAUCAUUCACCAUGACCUCUCCACCAUUUACUGCAACCUCACCACCAGUCACCAUCAUCUCCCAAAUCCCCACGACAACCUCAAAAGCAAUAGUCAUGACAUCCUUACCACUCAAUGCAACAUUACCACUAGCCAACUUAACCUCCCAAACCCCCACUGCAACCUCAACACCAGUUGUCCUGACAUUCUCAACACUCAGUGCCACACCACCGCUAGUCAACUUGACCUCCCCACCAUUUACUGCAACCUCACCACCAGUCACUGUCACCUCCCAAAUUCCCAUUGCAACCUCAAGUCCAGUUGUCAUGACAUCAAUACAACCCAGUGUCACAUCAACAUCAGUUGUAAUAACAGCCUCCAUCUUCAAUGCAACCUCAACAUCAGUCACCGUCCCCCCAUAUACUGCAACUUCACCACCAGUGACCAUGACAUCCUCACUACUCAAUGAAACCUCACAUCCAGCCAACAUGACUUCCCCAGCAACUACUGCAACCUCACCAUCAGUCACCAUCACCUCCCAAACCCCCACUGCAACCUCAACACUUGUUGUUUUGACAUCCUCACCACUCAAUGCAACCUCACAUCCAACCAACAUGACCUCUCCAUCAAUUACUGCAACCUCACUGCCAGCGGUCACAACCACUUUAACAAUCAGUUCAACUUUACAACCACUUACAAUGAACCUCUCAACACUUAAAGGAACCUUACCACCAGUCACCAUGAUAUCCCCACCUUUUAAUGCAACCUCAUCAUCAGUCACCAUCCCCUCACAAACCCCCACUACAACCUCAACGCGAGUUGUCGUGACAUCCUCCCCACUAAUUGCAACAUCACAGCUGGCCAACUUGACCUCCCCAGCAUUUACUGCAACCUUACCACCAGUUGUCACAUCAACCAUUGCAACUUCAAGCCCAGUUGUCCUGACAUCAUCACCACUCAUUGCAACAUCACAGCUAGCCAACUUGACCUCACCAGCAUUUACUGCAACCUCACCACCAGUUGUCACAACCACUUUAGCAAUCAGUUCAACAUUACUACCACUUACAAUGACCCUCUCAACACUAAAAGGAACCUCACUACCAGUCACCAUGACAUCCCCACAAAUGACUGCAGUCUCACCAUCAGUCACCAUCACCUCACAAACACCCACUGCAACCUCAACACCAGUUAUUGUGACAUCCUCACCACUCAAACCAGCCAACAUGACCUCCCCACCAAUUACUGCAACCUCACUACCAGCUGUCACAACCACUUUACCAAUCAGUUCAACUUUACAACCACUUACAAUGAACCUCUCAACACUUAAAGGAACCUUACCACCAGUCACCAUCACCUCACAAACCCCCACUACAACCUCAACACCAGUUGUUGUGACAUCCUCCCCACUCAUUGCAACAUCACCACCAGUUGCCAUGACCUCCCAAAACCCAACAAUUACUACCCCCACAACAUCAACUACUUCAACAAUUACUUCCCUCACUACAUCAACUACCCCAUCAAUUACUUCCCCCACUACAUCAACUACCCCAACAAUUACUUCCCUCACUACAUCAACUACCCCAACAAUUACUACCCCCACUACAUCAACUACUUCAACAAUUACUUCCCUCACUACAUCAACUACCCCAACAAUUACUUCCCCCACAACAUCAACUACCCCAACAAUUACUUCCCCCACUACAUUAACUACUUCAACAAUUACUUCCCCCACUACAUCAACUACCCCAACAAUUACUUCCCUGACUACAUCAACUACCCCAACAAUUACUUCCCCCACU
Molecule: messenger RNA, 4713 nt
Organism: Solea solea (common sole)
Lineage: Eukaryota; Metazoa; Chordata; Actinopteri; Pleuronectiformes; Soleidae
Product: mucin-2-like
Exons: 1
Source: RefSeq, a predicted model, not a curated record